Molecule: messenger RNA, 1410 nt
Organism: Nanorana parkeri
Lineage: Eukaryota; Metazoa; Chordata; Amphibia; Anura; Dicroglossidae
Gene: TMX1
Product: thioredoxin related transmembrane protein 1
Exons: 9
Coding region: 120-911 (263 amino acids)
Source: RefSeq, a predicted model, not a curated record
GUGAAGGGUGUGACAGCGGGCUGUGUGUUUCCUCCUUCCAGUAGAAGCCGGUGUGUCCGCUUCCUCUUCCACUCCGAGCCCGGACUGUAAACAGGGAAGGUGACGUGUGACUUCAGAACAUGGCUCCGCUGUACACCCUCUGCCUGGGGCUGCUCCUCUGCCUCCCGCCUGGUCUGCUGGCCGGUAAAGGUGACGUCAUCGACAUCACUGACACCAACUGGAGGGAGAUCCUGCACGGGGAAUGGAUGAUCAAAUUCUAUGCUCCCUGGUGUCCUGCCUGCCAGAAGCUGCAGCCAGAAUGGAAUGAAUUUUCUGAGUGGGGAGAAGACCUCAAUGUCAACAUUGGAAAAGUGGAUGUAACUGCUCAGCCAGGACUGAGCGGCCGUUUUAUCAUAACAGCCCUGCCUACAAUAUAUCACUGUAAAGAUGGCGUUUUCCGGAAGUACCACGGAUCCAGAAUGCACAAGGACUUCAUAAGCUUUGUGAGCGAGAAGGAGUGGGAGGGGCUAGAGCCCGUGUCAUCCUGGUUCUGCCCGGACUCUCUGCUAAUGAGUGCCAUGUCGGCUCUGUUCCACCUAUCGAUGUAUAUUCGGUACUGUCACGAAUACUUUGUUGAAGACCUCGAUAUUCCAGUCUGGGGAUCGUAUCUCAUUUUUGCAUUGUUCACUCUACUUCUAGGUCUCAUUCUGGGCUUGCUUCUGGUGUUUGUGGCAGACUACUUGUGUCCGACAAAGAGGCACCGGCCCCAGGGAUACCCCCACAAGAAACUGAGCCCCGAGGCCGCCAGGAUACUAAAACAGAUGGAGGAAGAACAGGAGAAGAAGGAGAAGUCUGAAUCUGUGGACAAUGAGGAAUCGUCAGAGAACGACGUCUCCAGGGAGAGUGUCCGGAAACGCACCGUGAAAUCCUAAACCCCCCUCAGUCUUGUAUAACAGCCAGAAAAGAACAUUAUCGAAGAACGGUCAUCACCUUCGGCUCCAGAUACAGUUCCUCCACAUGACCCGGGCCCAGAAUCCUGUUCUCUGUCUUCCUGGUCAGUCUUUGCCACUACAGAACGGAGGCCUGGGAUGACUAAACACUUGCUAAAGAAAUAAUUAGUAUUUGGGAGACUUGCAUACUUUUUCUCUUCAAUAGACUGUAAUCUCUUUUGGUUAAAACACCGUGUGUGUUUUAUGCAAUGCUCCUGUGGCUUUACACCCGUGGUAAAGUAUUAAUGUACAUAAUGGACUAUGUAUAACGCUUCCCUCUACCUACACCCAUUCUGACUGCUCUGCGGUUUUUCUUUAUAGCUUGUAGACUUCUGUUCUUCCAAAGGUUGUAUGUUUAGUAACUAAUUACUUGAGAUAAUGUGAACAGCGAGGAUUCGGAACCCUGAACAGAUGAUAGAAUUGUUUUCUUGUAACAAUACUU